AUGCCCAGCACCAACUCUAAGAGGAAAAACCGGCAUAUUUCAAGCAGAACUCCCAAAGGAGACGUACUGACCGAUCCCGAAUACAGCAAGAAGGGUACGAAAAGGUCCGGACGUGUCAAUGAUUCUAUGCGUUUAGAGAAAGAUUCCGAAGUACUAAUGGGAAGUAAUUGCGCCUUAUGCGAUGAGCCGGACAGCAGUAACAUGGUCCAAUGCGAUCGUUGUGAUUCCUGGUAUCACUUCAUUUGUGUGGAUGUAACCGGAGGUAUAUCGGAAAAGGACUGGAUUUGUGGGAAGUGCGAAGAAGCCGAACUUCUGGAUAAAAAACGUACCGUAGAAAACUCAGCUGAGCUGUCGCAACCGCAACGUGAAACAAAUUCUAAAUUAUCUAAAAAAUCUAAUCGAAGACAACUGGAAAUACAAUUGCUUAGGUUAGAAGAAGAUAGGAAGCUGAAAGAAAAGUUCGCCCUGCGCAAACUAGCAAUUGAGGAGGAGCUAGAGCAACAGUUCCAAGACAAAAAAAUCAAUCUACUUCAGGGAGAAGCCAGUGAUUCCUCUGAAGACAGUGAAGCAGGAUUCGUCAUGCCAAAUUCCAGAAUUGAGAAGUGGAUCAAUGAUGUAGAUACCUACCAAGAGCCUAGUUGUAGCAGCAAAGAUGGCCGCAACGUAUCGAAACAUGGAAUGCAAAGUUAUUCGAGGACGGUAUUAUCGAGGGCGGAACAACAAGCCAAUGGCACAAUACAAAGAAUGGAUCAAUUCAAUCCUGGUCAGCGUUCUACACCGAAUGGAAAAGGAAAACCGGGGACGAAUCAGCUCACGAGUUCCGUCGAGCCUAAUUCGUUGUUUCUUCAUCGUAGUCAACUAGCUGCGAGACAAGCCGUACCCAAAGAACUGCCAGACUUCAACGGCGAUCCCGAGGAUUGGCCAUUAUUUUUGUCCAUGUUUAACUCCUCGACUCAAAUGUGCGGAUUCUCUAAUGAAGAGAAUAUGCUACGCUUGAGGAAAUGUUUGAAAGGGCAAGCCCUAGAAGCGGUGCGCUGUCGUUUGCUGCAUCUCUCCAACGUGAACGGCGUCAUGUCAACGUUGAGAAUGUUAUUUGGUAGACCCGAAGCAUUAAUUCACGCAAUAACUCUAAAAAUUCGCUCGUUGCCAUCACCGGAUAUUGACAGACUAGAAACAUUAAUAAACUUUGCCUUGUCAGUAGAAAAUCUCUGUGCCACAAUAGAGGCCUGUGAAUUGGAAGACUUCAUGUACAACGCCGCAUUGCGCUACGAGCUGAUAGCGAAGCUGCCUUCCCAUCUUCGGCUUGACUGGGCCAAACACUCUAGACGAAUGCCAUCGCCUAAGUUAUCAGACUACAGUUCAUGGUUGUACUCGAUGGCAGAAGAUGCUAGUUCAGUUUUGGCCACAGCUCCUACUCAGCGUAAACCUCGUUUCGGUAGGAAAGAGGACCGAUAUCUUAACGUUCAUGCUGACAACCAACCGCCUUCUGAUAUUUCGCCUACGCGCUCUCAGCAACAGCGAUCGUACUCCAAACAAUGGCAGAGUGACAUCACAGGAGAAUGCACUCUUUGCCAUAACAAUUGUUCAUCUCUCGCGAAUUGUGACACGUUUAAAUGUCUCAAUUACGAAACAAAAUGGUCUAUUCUAAAGGACAGAAGGCUGUGCAAAAUGUGCUUGCACCGUCACGGUGGAACAUGCCGUCAGCGAAAAGAAUGCGGUACAGACGGGUGUCAGUACAUGCAUCAUUCGUUCUUGCAUAAACCUAAUAAAGGCGUCACUCACAAUUCAGAGCAAGCGACGACGAAGAAAAUACAAAUUGAACAAAACUGUCACUUACACCAGUCUCAGUCUAACGAGAUACUUUUUCGAAUAGUGCCGGUGACGCUGUAUGGCCCAAGCGUUGAAAUUCAGACGUAUGCGUUUUUAGACGACGGGUCGGAGUUAACUCUUAUAGAGGAUAGUCUUGCACACCAGCUGCAGCUUACUGGACAACAAAAACCGCUUUGCUUGAAAUGGACGGGAGGCACACGGCGCGUUGAGGAAAGCUCGCGAAUGGUCGAUUUGAGCAUAGCUGCUACAAACAAUAAUCAAAGGAAAUAUCGGCUUUCAUGUGUUCGGACUGUCAAAGAGUUACAGCUACCACACCAAACGCUAAUAAUGGAGGAGUUGAAUAAAAAAUUUACGCAUCUUCAAGGACUACCGAUAGGCACCUAUUACCAUGCCGUUCCCCGCAUACUAAUUGGGCUUGAUCACGCUAGCCUCGGAUACGCCCUUGAGGGACGAGAAGGUGCCAUAAAUGAGCCAGUAGCCGUUAAGACAAGGUUAGGGUGGACAGUUUACGGAAGCAGCAACCAAAAUCCCUCGACGUAUCAAUUCGUUAAUCACCACUCAACUCGAGUUCGUCAAUGUGAUUGUAAGACAGACGAAGACCUCCAUAAUUCUAUGAAGGAGUACUUUUCCUUGGAUAGUAUGGGAGUGGUGAAACCUGCCACAUGUUUGUUACCAUCAACAGAACAAAGGGCUCAAGACAUCCUGAAUAAAACAACGCGACGUAUAGAUGGACAAUACGAAGUGGGGUUAUUGUGGAAAUACGAUAACGUAAGACUCCCGGACAGUCAGGCGAUGGCUAUGAGACGGUGGAAAUGUUUGCAACAACGCCUCACGAAAGAUGAGGAGCUGGCAUCCGUGCUAGAUGAAAAAUUUCAAGACUAUCUACAAAAGCAAUACAUUAGAAAGCUAUCACCCGAAGAGCUUAGCGCGCAUCAGCCCCGAUCGUGGUAUUUACCGAUCUUCCCCGUGAUGAAUCCCAACAAACCGAAUAAAGUUCGCCUCGUGUGGGACGCGGCUGCAAAGGCUCACGGGGUCUCCCUGAACUCACACGAACUGAACUCAGUAUUAUUAACCGGACCGGAUCGACUGACACCUCUUUUGACGGUUCUGAACAAGUUUCGCGAAUUUCGAGUUGGCAUUACCGGUGACAUACGUGAGAUGUAUCACCAAGUUCUAAUUCGCGAUGUAGACCAGCACUGUCAGCGUUUCUUGUGGCGGGCCGAUAAGAAAGAUAUCGAACCUAGUGUGUUUGUCUUGCGAGUCAUGACAUUCGGCGCAUGCUGUUCGCCCAGCAGUGCGCAACAUGUAAAAAAUCUUAAUGCGAUGGAGUAUGAACAGCAAUACCCUGUAGCCGUUGACGCCAUCGUCCGACGUCACUAUGUAGAUGACAUGCUCACAAGUCUCGAGACAGAAGACGAAGCUAUACAACUUGCGCGAGACGUGAAAUGGAUCCAUGAUAAAGGCGGUUUUGAGAUAAGAAAUUGGAUCUCGAAUUCAUCACGAGUGCUUGAUGCUCUGCGAGAAGGAGUUACCGAGCAGAAAAGCCUUCGAUUAGGUUCCGAAACUGCAACUGAAAAGGUACUAGGAAUGUACUGGUGCACCACAUCAAACACCUUCACUUAUCGGCUCUCGACCCAACACGAUUCUGAGUUACUAAUGGGCGUACGACCAUCAACGAAACGUGAAGCUCUACGAACCUUAAUGAGAGUGUAUGACCCCCUUGGUUUGAUUGGACACGUUCUUAUCUACUUGAAGGUACUGAUGCAGGAGGUGUGGAGAUCCCGCACCGGAUGGGAUGAUCCAAUCGACGAGAACUCGUACCGAAAAAUUACAAUCAGCGGUACUGGGAGUCAGAUGGGCCGCAAGUAUGCAUAA
Molecule: messenger RNA, 3705 nt
Organism: Malaya genurostris
Lineage: Eukaryota; Metazoa; Arthropoda; Insecta; Diptera; Culicidae
Exons: 3
Coding region: 1-3705 (1234 amino acids)
Source: RefSeq, a predicted model, not a curated record